AUGUUCAUCGAAGGACUGCGAGAAUACAAUCGACUAUACAACUCGCACCUCGAGGCAUUCCGAAAUGAGAACAUCAGCGAAAUGACAGAAGACAGCAUCCGCCAACAUCAGAUGUCGAAUCCUCCGAUGAUGCUCGCAGCUCGACUCCAGAUCAAAUCUCGCACGACCAGGAUUGACGUUGAUUGCUGGACAUUCGGCGGCAGUGCUUUCCCAUACCGUGAAAGCCCGCCCAAUGCUCUUUGCUUCCUGUGA
Messenger RNA from Fonsecaea multimorphosa CBS 102226, 252 nucleotides. RefSeq lists its product as uncharacterized. The record is from RefSeq and is a predicted model, not a curated record. The coding region runs from base 1 to 252 and encodes 83 amino acids. The transcript is spliced from 2 exons. NCBI's taxonomy places the organism in Eukaryota, Fungi, Ascomycota, Eurotiomycetes, Chaetothyriales, Herpotrichiellaceae.